AUGCCCGCCAUAUCCCAGUCGCGCGUCGUUACUACAGGACUCCGACAUCAGCGCAGCACAUCUUCGGAGACCACGUCGACGAGCUCUUGGAGCACAGAAGCAUAUACGACAGCAGACAGUCAUGGCAAAGCGGAGUUUCCCCUUGGACGCCCAGGAUCUGACGACCGUGCGACUGGUCAUAUUGAAGCACCGCUGCCCUUCUCUGGAGGGGCCGUCUUCAACCCAAUCCGUAGCAACACCGCUCGCUCUGGGUACCGCUCCACCUUCGCCAGCGGAAACAACCUUGAGGCCUUCAGGCUCCCCAGGGGUGCGAUCCUGAACCCUGUCUGGAUCGCUAUGCCCGAAGUUGGAUUGGGAAACAUCUCCGGGGGCCGCGCAGACCUCGAGCCAUUUAGGCCGAGCCUCGCUAAUCCGUCAUGGCUCGAGUACGUCGGCGAACAGAAGCAGGUUACCAGAGUCCUGUGGCAGUCUCCUCCGGUGCCCGAUCGCGAAGUGUCCGAAGAUUUCGUCUGCACUGCCGCGCUCCGUAGUUACGACUACCUCCACAUCGAGAAGCCGACGCUGAAUGUCGAGAAGUUGGCACAGGAUAUGGGCCCAUCGGAGGAGGCGAAGGCGCUGUGGCGGGAGGCUGAGAAGAUGGUCGGCAGUGCUGGCGAGGAUCCGUUGCUGAAGAAACCCCGUACGGAUGACGCCCCGAGUGUGUUGCUCGCACCGGCGCACGAAGAUGCGUCAGACGAGAGAGCCGAGAGCACCUUGCCCACUGGCAUCAAGACGCCAUCGGAUGUAGACCCAGGACUGGUCGGAUUACGCGAGUAA
Fomitopsis serialis is the source of this 816-nucleotide messenger RNA. RefSeq lists its product as uncharacterized. Bases 1 to 816 code for a protein of 271 amino acids. The transcript has 2 exons. NCBI's taxonomy places the organism in Eukaryota, Fungi, Basidiomycota, Agaricomycetes, Polyporales, Fomitopsidaceae. The record is from RefSeq and is a predicted model, not a curated record.